Molecule: messenger RNA, 754 nt
Organism: Wasmannia auropunctata (little fire ant)
Lineage: Eukaryota; Metazoa; Arthropoda; Insecta; Hymenoptera; Formicidae
Exons: 2
Coding region: 70-633 (187 amino acids)
Source: RefSeq, a predicted model, not a curated record
CAGGCGUUAAAUUGCAAGCUUCACAGCGACAGUUGCGCAGAAACUGUAGAAAGUUUGAAAUGUUCGGAGAUGUGUUCUGUAAAGGAUCAGGAAAUUGCCAGCUUAAAAGAAUCCAUCGCUCUACUCGAACAGAAGCUGCAAUGUGUUCUUGCUCCUGUUAAACUGCAUGAUUUAACGGAAACGUCAUCCAAUUUAAAUCGUCAGAAAUUCGUACAAAAUAUGAAGCAAUAUAACAACAUGCUGCUAGAAUUAACCAAAUGUUUUGUAGAACAAAUUGAACGUUUUACGGCUAUGGAAAAAGCUCUGAAGGAAAUUACGGAUGUACUUAAACUUGUCGAUGAUAACUCUAAAAUGCAGUGUAAAGAAAAAUUACACCAGUGUUGCAAACAAUUGGCUGACGAACAGAUAAAAAUCAUGACUGAUAGGCAGACGUUAAUUAAAUCGCAGUAUCAACUCCAAAAGAUCCAGAACUCGAUAUUCUCUGAUUACAAUUCUGUUCUAUAUGAAUUGGAAAUGACGAUCGAUGAAAACGCGAAAUUCGACGUUUUGGAGGACAAUAGCGCUCGUGAGAUUUUACAAAUGAACUUGGAAGAUAUAUUAUUGAGACACAUCAUGACAUCUUCGAUAAAAUAAAUAAAUUUUAGUUAUUUGCAUUUGUAUUUAUUAUCUGCAUUUUAUAUGCUUUUUAUACUUGAAAUACGAAGUACCUGUACCUGUUUUGAUAAAUAAUUAUUAUAUUCAUACGAUUUAAUAA